Salvelinus fontinalis (brook trout) is the source of this 10728-nucleotide messenger RNA. Its product is annotated as probable ATP-dependent RNA helicase ddx6. Gene Ontology annotation, biological process: P-body assembly; cytoplasmic stress granule assembly. Bases 1891 to 3369 code for a protein of 492 amino acids. Gene Ontology annotation, cellular component: cytoplasmic stress granule; P-body. The transcript is spliced from 14 exons. Lineage: Eukaryota; Metazoa; Chordata; Actinopteri; Salmoniformes; Salmonidae. The record is from RefSeq and is a predicted model, not a curated record. Gene Ontology annotation, molecular function: mRNA binding; ATP binding; RNA helicase activity.
UCAAUCAGUUACGUCACUUGCUCUGAGACUUUAAGUAGGGUUGCCCCUUGCUUUGCAAGGGCCGCGGCUUUUGUGGAGCGAUGGGUAACGACGCUUCGUGGGUGUCAGUUGUUGAUGUGUGCAGAGGGUCCCUGGUUCGUGCCCGUGUCGGGGCGAGGGGACGGUUUAAAGUUAUACUGUUACAUUGAUGCUGUUGACCCGGAUCACUGGUUGCUGCGGAAAAGGAGGAGGUUGAAAGGGGGGUGAGUGUAACGGAUGUGAAAUGGCUAGCUAGUUAGCGGGUACGCGCUAGUAGCAUUUCAAUCAGUUACGUCACUUGCUCUAAAACUUUAAGUAGGGUUGCGGCUUUUGUGGAGCAAUGGGUAACGACGCUUCGUGGGUGUCAGUUGUUGAUGUGUGCAGAGGGUCCCUGGUUCGCGCCCCGGUCGGGGCGAGGGGACGGUGUAAAGUUAUACUGUUACCCUACUGUAUUUGUUUAUUUAUUUAUUUUUCAAGCAAAUUACAAGGGAGUUGUACUCCAGUCUAGUAGGUGGCGGUAACGCAACAUAUUGGAUGCCAACUGCCGUUAAACCUCAGAAGAAGAACAACAACAACAACAACAACAACAACAGGGUUAGAGAGCCCUGGGAUAGAGUAAUGUCUUAAGUAGGAGAUCGGAAAUCGUGGCGAGUAGUGCGGACAAAAAUUAGAAAAAAGUUGGGGAAGCAACAGCUGUGUUGGAAUGCUAACAAGAUGGGUGUCAGAUCUGAUGACAUGGAGUGGGAGGAUGAGGGUCAAGGACCGGAAUGAAUGUAGAAGCAAUGUAAAGGUUAAGUGCUGUAAUUGGUGGUGUUAGGGAUUUAUUUGGUUUAGAAUUUUAUUUUCAUGGUAGUACAAAGUUGGGCAGAUCAUGAUUGAUCGACAUUCCAGCACAGUAGGUGGCGGCAUGCACUUUAAACGUUUGUUUGUGGACCGCCAUGACAUUAUAGAAGAAGAAGGCGAUGAUGAUGAUGAAGAAGAGGAGACCAUGUUGAAUUAGCGUUUUAUUUGGAGUGAAUUUAAUCUAACAGUAACAUAAGUAAUUGAUCUGCCGCAAACAUUUAUGAUAUAUAACAUCAAAGUGAGAGAAAGGUGGCACUGGUUUGAGUUGCUGCAUACGAAAUGAGCUGAAUACACUCACACACACACACACACAGCUGCACACUUUGACAGAAGAGCUGAGAGAGGGAGGAGACUUACCUGGAGCAGAGGGGACAGACGGAAAGGAGCCCAAGGGGAACUUAAAGCUGAGUUGCUUUUGGACUACAGUUACCCUUGUUUGAUUUUCAACAUCAGGAAACUACUUUAACACGUGGAUGAACAUAUACAGAAAGAGUGGCAAACAAAUGUUGAACAAUAAGGACCAUAUUAUUUUGAUGAAAUAUUUGUACAAAGGACAUCGAUGUUGAGCAAUUCAAAUGGACUUGACGGAAAACAAGGAAAUAAAAAUAUGUAAAUGUAACGUUUGAACAAAGAUUAUAUUACAGAUGCUAUUCCCCCGCUUCAAAUUGUCUUAGCAGUUCUAUUGCAGGAAUUAAACUCCUUGUUCACAUAUGUUCUAUAUUGUGUGCAGGUGCAGUAUAUUUAUGCAUUUGAAUGCAUAUAUCUCUUCAUUUGGGAGAGCUCUUGUAUAAAUACUAUUUUUUUUCAUACGGCAGUAAACUCUGUUGAAGGGGACUGAACUGCACGUACAUGUAUAUGUAAAAACUAUAAAUAGACUUCUGUUGUAAAAGCUUUGGACAAAAAAACAAGAUAAUAUUUGUUAAUGCUUUAUUAGACUCAUCUACUUUUGAAGAGGCUUUUGUAAGGGGGCAAAAAAAAAACAGGGGUAGAAAAUAUUAAUAUUUUGAGAGAAAAAACAGGAAAGCGGAAAUGGCAGCUGCCAGAACAGAGAACCUUGGUCCUGUCGUCAUGGGACUGAACAAGCAGAACGGGCAGCUUAGGGGGCCGCCUAAACCGGCUUCUCCCCAAUCAGGACCCCUCGUCCUGGGCUCUCUGUCAGACGAGGCCACAGGUGCAUCCCAGAAAGCGGGUGCUGCCCAGGAGGGAACUGGGAUUAGGUUUGGAGAUGACUGGAAAAAGAGACUACAGCUCCCUCCCAAAGACACCAGGGUCAGAACCUCUGAUGUAACGUCCACUAAGGGAAAUGAGUUUGAGGACUACUGUCUGAAACGGGAGCUCCUGAUGGGCAUCUUUGAGAUGGGCUGGGAGAAGCCCUCCCCUAUCCAGGAGGAGAGCAUUCCCAUAGCCCUGUCAGGACGAGACAUCCUGGCCCGAGCCAAGAAUGGAACAGGGAAGAGUGGGGCCUACCUCAUCCCCAUGCUGGAGAGAAUAGACCUGAAGAAGGACUAUAUACAGGCCAUUGUGAUGGUGCCCACUCGUGAGCUGGCCCUGCAGGUGAGCCAGAUCAGUAUCCAGAUCAGUAAGCACCUGGGCGGCGUGAAGGUCAUGGCCACCACGGGCGGCACCAACCUGCGAGAUGACAUCAUGCGCCUGGACGAGACUGUGCAUGUGGUCAUAGCCACACCCGGCCGGAUCCUAGACUUGAUAAAGAAGGGCGUGGCCAAAGUGGAUAGAGUCCAAAUGAUGGUGAUGGAUGAGGCGGACAAGCUGCUGUCUCAGGACUUUGUAGUGCUCAUCGAGGAUAUCAUCAGCUUCCUGGCCAAGGGCCGUCAGAUCCUACUCUACUCUGCCACCUUCCCCAUCAGCGUGCAGAAGUUCAUGGCCAAGCACCUGCAGAAGCCCUAUGAGAUCAACCUGAUGGAGGAGCUGACUCUGAAGGGCAUCACCCAGUACUACGCCUACGUCACUGAGAGACAAAAAGUCCACUGUCUCAACACGCUCUUCUCGCGGCUGCAGAUCAAUCAGUCCAUUAUCUUCUGUAACUCCACCCAGAGAGUUGAGUUGCUGGCUAAGAAGAUCACCCAGCUGGGCUACUCCUGCUUCUACAUCCACGCCAAGAUGAUGCAGGAGUACAGAAACCGUGUGUUCCACGACUUCAGAAAUGGACUCUGCAGAAAUCUUGUCUGCACCGAUCUGUUCACCAGAGGUAUUGACAUCCAAGCCGUCAAUGUCGUCAUCAACUUCGACUUCCCCAAGAACGCCGAGACAUACCUGCAUCGCAUUGGAAGAUCAGGGAGGUUUGGUCACCUGGGCCUGGCCAUCAACCUGAUCACCUCUGAGGACCGCUUCAACCUGAAGUCCAUCGAGGACCAGCUGGUCACCGACAUCAAGCCCAUCCCCGGCAGCAUCGACAAGAACCUGUACGUGGCCGAGUUCCACACCGCCAGCCUAGACUGCGAGGUGAAGGAGGAGCUGAAGGAGACAGGCUGCCAACAGGAGGAGCCCUAAGAACCCCUCGACUGGACAAUAGGACAUACCCGGCUUUUGCACAACAUUCAGCUCUUGCACACAGGCUUCAGGCACCUCUUCAACUUCUCUUUUCUCAACCUUCAAAACCUGGCACAUGGAUGUUAAGGUCGAGUUUACUUUUUGCUGAUUUGUAUGUUCUGUUCUUAUUCCCCCCCUUGUUAUUUCAUUAAGAGCUGCCUGCAUUUUUUGAUUUGAAUUGGUUUAACCAUGUUGUUUUGCACCAAAGGUAGCUUGCCCAAUGCACACUGAAUGAGAUCAAUCAGUCCUUUUUUGGCUUAAGACAUGUAGGCUAAUGUUUUCUGGAUUGUAUCCUGGUAUUGCAAGGUAACAUAUCAGCUGAAAAACUUCAGAGAUAGGUGAGGAACAUUGUCUUAAAAAAAGUAAGAACCAUGCAAAAUAUUGAUCAAGUUGUACUGUUUCCAGCUGAAUAUGUCGUCCACUUUUAUGGCCAGCUUUGGAGGAGGACAGGUUUGUGUCAUCAAUGACAUGAGGCCUUAGCAACGACCACUAAGGGUAAAGAAAGCUUCAGAAUGUUGGAAAGCUCAUUCACUUACAUGCAUUUUUGAUUGGAAUUAAGAUACUAUAUUUGUAGGUUUUAAACUUAUUAGUAAAUUCACAAAUGGUUGGAUAAUAAAUCCUUUGCUACAGCACUAAUAAUAUCCAACUUCGACUUGAGUAAUUUAUCUUCUGUACUACAUACACUGAGCGUACAAAACAUUAGGAACACCUUCCUAAUAUUGCGUUGCACCCCAUUUUGCCCUCAGAACAGCCUCAAUUCGUCGGGUUUCGAAAGCGUUCCACAGGUAUUCUGGCCCAUGUUGACUCCAAUGCUUCCCACAGUUGUGUCAAGUUGGCUGGUAGGUCCUUUGGAUGCUGGACCAUCCUUGAUACACACAGGAAACUGUUGAGACAAACCCAGCAGCGUUGCAGUUCUUCACACACUCAAAACGGUGCGCCUGGCACCUACUACCAUAACCCGUUCAAAGGCACGUAAAUCCUUUGUCUUGCCCAUUCGCCCUCUGAAUGGCACACAUACACAAUUCAUGUAUCAAUUGUCUCAAGGCUUAAAAAUCCUCCUUUAACCCGUCUCCUCCCCUUCAUCUACACUGAUUGAAGGUGACAUCCAAUAAGGGAUCAUACAGUAGCUCUCACCUGGAUUUACCUGAUCAGUCUGUCAUGGAAAGAGCAGAUGUUCCAAAUGUUUUGUACACUCAGUGUAUAUAGUUAGCUGGGUUAUCAAAAAUAAUGCCUGAUUUGGAAAAUAGCUACAUAGAUUGAUGGCUUUAGUUUGCUUGAAAGUGGUCAUGUUCACUUUCAGAGGUGCAGUCGGUCCCGACCGUAAAAUAAAUGUUAACGGCCGGUUAUUCAAACCGGAUUUGUUAUCGAUGACAACUAGCUGUCUCAGGUCUUUGAAUUGCAUACAAAGUAAUGUUAUUUUUCCCCCAACAAUAUUUCUGCUGAUUUAAAAGUAACACUGUUUGUGCCUUGCCUCAGGCUAUUGUAGCUAGAGUUACCUAGGUAUACAUGACAUGCGUGUCACUAGACAAAAUACAUUUUUUGUUUAUCUCAAAUUACGGAGAUGCAAACGCCUGUGGUAGUGUUCCCACUCACACUAGAUAGAAAACCACCAAACGUAUGUUUUUACAGUGGUACAUGACACCUUCAUUCAUGAGUUGUAUUGAAUUACUAGUAUUUCACUGCCUUGAUGUGGCUUGAAAUUAGUGGUCAAAGUUUAUUUUUAAUUCAACAUAGAGGCUCACACAUCAGACAUCAACUCAGUUAUAGAUAGAAUUAAUUAUUAUAUGAAAAUAAAACACUUUUAGCCAUUUAACACAAACGAAUGCAUUUCAACAAGAGAUUUCUUUUUCUUUACCCUUUGUGGGCGGGACCAAAGCGGUUGCCAGGGACGCAAGGCUCAAACGCGUUCACACAUUUAAACCGGUCUUCCUCCAUCGUAGAGACAAAAUUAACUCUUUUAUAUUGGCUCAUUCACACUAGCCACCUUGCCCCGCUUACAUUCACAUGCCUUUUGUCACUCAAGUGCCUUAAUUCCUCUCCCACGUGCGCUCUUAUCAGUUCAUCCAUCUCUCUCUCUCCACACAACAGACAGAAUACAGACACAAUUAAGCUGAAUUGUAACAUUGGUUGAUUCAGAUAUAUGCAAGUAGAACGUUCGUUGUGCACACUCUCCUAGGGAAUCUUGUUCGUGUUCUAGAUGCUCAAUAACCAAGGCUCAAACUCUGACUGACAUCAUCUGGAAUGCCAAAGUACUUUUAAUGUAAACUUCGCAAUAAAAAAAGGGCAGCUUUUACUUAGACGCAACGUGACUGUUUUCCUGUCACUAUGAAUAAUCAAUCAUGUGAAUAAGAUAUAUAUAUAUGAUAUAAGACUACUGAAAGAAGAUAAGACUGGGUCCAUUGUAAAAAACUGUGGAUGGUAGCCUCCAAUCAAGCUAAUAUAGCACCGGACAAAAAUUCCCUGAUAUAUAUAUAGAUAUAGAUAUAGAUAUAUAUAUAAACGAUCUCAGACCAGCACAGGAGCAGUUGAUGAAAACACAAGUCACAGUAGCAUCCAAUUACUGAGCUUGUGCCACAUUUUACUAGUAAAACAAUUUUCUGAGCUUUCAUACUUAUGUUGCGGUGGUGAUGUGAUUAUGGGUCAAAAUAUCACCCUAUUCCCUGCAGAGUGCACUACUUUUGACCAGGACCCAUAAAGUAGUGCACUAAUUUUGACCAGGACCCAUAAAGUAGUGCACUAUAUAGGAAAUAGGCCCAUAUGUCUGCAGCUAUGGAAAGAACAGGUAGAAUUUACAAUCUAUUCAGUCAUAUGCAUCCAAUUUCUGAAAGACGCACAAGGUAUUGUUGGAGAUAAUGAUCAGCGCGGGAUCUUUUUUUUUUAACCACUGUCUCUUUCACAUAUGAGCCCCUGCAUGGACACCUCAAUAAACAACAAUUACACUAUAAAUAUCUACAUACACAUCUAUUACACAAUACAUGAAAAGCAGACACAAAAUGUGAAACGCAAAACACGAGGAAACAAACGCAUUAUUCAGUCAAAAGGCCCUCUAAACAUGGGCCUGAAUUGCCCUAGAGGCAAUCUUGACGUUUUCUUUGUACAAAACAACAUGGUUCAACAUCUUUUUAAGACCUGCUUUUUCUUCCUCAAUUGUGAGGGUCCCUCAAAGUAAUAUAAUAUGUUUUUUAGAGUUAGACGUUUCAUGUUGGUACAGUUUUGUGGGUAUGUCCUUCGGUUUAGGGUCUAAUUUGAAUCAAUCUAAUUGACUCAAAUGUAAAAAAUGUAAUCUCCAAAGUGUUGUGAAUGUAUUAAUUGCCAAUAUGUACUGUGCAGCCCAAUGGUACACGCAGCCAAUUGGCACAAAAUAUAGUAUAUUUAGACUAAAAACUAGGUAACAAGAAACCAAGCUUUUAUUUUAAAAGCCUCAGAGCUCUUGGGUGAUGUUCCUCAGCCUGGCUCCAAGGGAUAAGGGAGUGUAUUUUGAUAUGAUACAUACAGAGCUGAGAACUUGGCAGAACUCUCAUUUGUUAUCUCUGCUAUUCAUUAGGUUGGGAAAACCCUUAGUUUUUUUUUCGGGGGGGUUCGUACAGCUUUGUUAUGAUUGUGAAAAGCUGAGGGACUAUUCUUGUGUGUGGGGUGGGUUUGCUCACAUCAGAAUUAUAUUUGAAAGCGAAUUGUAGCAUCUUCAAACUGGCAGCUGUGAUCAUUUUUUUAGUCCUGCUACAAAUGUUUAGCUGAUGAUGAAAGCAGAGAAGAAUAUUUGAUUUUUUUUUCUUUGAAAUUAUUUUUGACAAUGCUUGCUAAGCAGGGAGGGGGGCAGAGCAGGGUUUGGGGCACUGGGUUUGUGUGGGUUUGCGAGUCAUCUUGAAUCUUUUCUUCUCUCUAGUACUUAAGAACUCCAGCACAACAGUGGACCAACCAAUAUGGUUUGCAACAGAUCUGAAACUCAACACAUUUGUAAUUUUACUCCCAAAGUACAAAAAAAGUAUUCUAUUUUGACCAUUAGUUUGCUUAUUUUAAGUACUGGAGAGAAUGCUAUCCGAGCACAUUCAUACUGGUUAUCUAGGUCAAUCUUUUUACGAGGUGGUUGGAAUCAUUUUGAGGAAAUUGGUUUGUAAAUGAUUUGUUGUUUACACAAUUUGUUUACAAUAACAAAAGAAAAUAUGAAUUUGCUUCAUGGUGGAGGUAGUUUUGAAUAUUAGAUUUUUUUUAUUUUGUUUGAUUUUAAAUACUGACUUUCAGGAUUUAUAUUGAACCGAAACCAAAAAAGUGUAAUGUCACGCCAUGGCAUUUUGAGUGCUUUGCGUGAGUGACUGUCAGUAAGUGUGUGUGUGUGUGUGUGUGUGUGUGUGUGUGUGUGUGUGUGUGUGUGUCAUAGAGAGAAACUUGGUGUGUGAGAAACAAGGUUGGUUGGUGUGUUUUGAGAGUAAGUUAGUGUCCCGUCUCAUUUGUUUGUUGGUAUGAAUGUGAUUGCCUGUGUGUCUGUAUAUGAAUGGCUGUUCUGUAGGAUUGUUUGGUUGGGUGUUCAAUUGGCUGAAAUGUGGAUUUCUGUACGCAAUUGUGAAUGUUUCUGUGUGCUUGUUUGUAUGUGAGUGACAUACAAUGUCUUAAUACCCGUAUGGCUGUUGUCCCUAGCCUGUUUUCUGGUCUACUUUGUGACCCAUACUGUGCAAAGACAGAAUAGGUCAACACUACCCAUAUAGUGUAAAGCCCAAACUAGCCCAAGGCAGAGUUUUUCAAAUUCCUUUCACAUACUGUUCUUUCCGAUCAGUGGUCACAAAGGGGACUAGAAAACAGGCACUGUUAAGAGUGUAGAGAUAGACUGAAUAUUCAAUGUCAGUUGGUAAAUGUCUGUAUACUUAGUUUAUUAGGUACACCCAUCUAGUACCUGGUCAGAUCCCCCCUUUGCCUCCAUAACAUCCUGAAUUAUCUGGGGCAUGGAAACAUUGCUCAAUUCCUAUCAAGGGACUUAAUGUGUGCCAGGACAACAUUCCCCAAACCAUUACACCACCACCAUCAGCCUGUGCCAUUGACACCAGGCAGGAUGUGGCCAUGGACUUGCUUACGCCAAAUCCUGACUCUGCCAUCAGCAUGACACAACAGGAACCGGGAUUCGUCGGACCAGGCGUUUUUUUUCCGCUCCUCAAUUGUCCGGUAUUGGUGAUCGCGUGCUCACUGGAGCCGCUUCUUGUUUUUAGCUGAUAGGGGUGGAACCCGGUGUGGUCGUCUGCUGCAAUAGCCCAUCCGUGACAAGAAUCGACAAGUUGUGCUUUCAGAGAUGCCAUUCUGCACACCACUGUUGUACUGCGCCGUUAUUUUUCUGUUUGUGGCCUGCCUGUUAGCCUGCACGAUUCUGCCUGUUAGCUAGCCAUUCACCAUCGACCUCUCAUCAACGAGCUGUUUUCGCCAACAGGACUGUCCCUGGCUGGGUGUGUUUUAUUUGUCACACCAUUCUUGGUAAACCCUAGACACUGUCUUGCAUGAAAAGGAAGCCAGACAAUUUUGAAAUACUGGAACUGGCGCGCUUGGCACUGACUAUCAUAACACGCUCAGAUGCUUAGGUCACUCAUUUUGCCCAUUCUAACGUUCAGUUGACCAGUAACUGAAUGCGUCGAUGCCUGUAUAUGCUAUAUUGCCUAUAUAUAGCAAGCCACGGCCACGUGACUCGUUGUCUGUAGGAGCUAACCAUUUUCGUGAGCGGUGUAGUGUACCUAAUAAACUGGCCGUAUGUCACUGUCUAAUCCUGUGUGGAUCUGUGUGUGCGUGCUCUUGGCCAUUGAGUCAAGUUGUGACUGUGUGAAUGAAUGAGUACAAAUGGGGGAGGGAAGGUUCACUUGUCGUUAACUCCUCCAAGAUGUUUGGAAAAGGUAAUCAUGUUGAUACCCUUAAGAACACGAAUAUGAGCUAGCCUAUAUGGUCUAUGGUGGGGAAAGGUAAAAGGGGUUUGGGGUAUAAUACAAUUAAGCAAACAAGAAUUAUGGUAUUGCAGCAUGGGGUUUGGAGAAAAUAAACUGGUACAGAUCAUUUUGAAACCAGAAUACCCCUGAUUCCCAAAUUGCAAUAGAGCUAAUACAGCGAAGCAUCAAAUGUAUCUCCAGUUGCACAAAUUCUGAAUUGCAUGCAUGACUGUGUUGUGCUUCUCUAAUGCAGACUCCUCUUAGAUGCAGAGACUCUACAUUCAAUAAACUGAGAGAAUGAAUUCUGCAAGAGCUGGGAAGAAAAUAGUGUAUUCUGUUCCUGGAAACUGGAUGAAUGACUGGUACCAAAAUUCUAAUUUGCUAAAUUACUUGUUUGGAAUUUUUAAACAUAGCCACGGUUAAAUUUGUCACAUACGUGUGUAAAACAUUUUCUGUGGUCAUUAAGGGGGAGAAGCCAUUUCAGAAUUCAGUUGUCCUGUGUUUUCUGUUAUUGUAUAGUGCAUUCAGAAAGUAUUCCUACCCCUUGACUUAUUCCGCAUUUUGUUGUUACAGCCUGAAUUCAAAAUUGAUUAAAUACAUUUCUUUCUCACCCAUCUACACACAAUACCCCAUAAUGACAAAAUGAAAACAUGUUUUUAGAAAUGUUUUCAAAUUGAUUGAAAAUGAAACGCAUAAAUGUCUAAUUUACAUAAUUAUUCACACCCCUGAAUCAAUACUUUGUAGAAGCACCUGUGCUUGAAAUUGACAGCUUGACUGAGGGAUAAAUAUACGUGUGAAGUACAGAGAUGAGGUAGUCACAAAAAAAAUCCUGUUAAACACUAUUGCACACAGUGUGUCCAUGAAACUGAAGCACAUUUUUACUCCCAAACUUAUUUUGGCUUGUCAUAACAACUUAUUGACUCAAGACAAUUCAGCUUUUCAUCAAAUGUGGGAAAAGUCAAGGGGUUGUGAACACUUUCUGAAGGCACUGUAUGUGGGAAUGUACACACCUUGGUGGCUAUUCCUUUUACUUUCUCAUUUGUUAUUUUCAAAACUGUUCAGCCCCAUGCAGAGUGAGAAUUACAAACGGAGGUCUUAACACUGAAACUUUGACGAGGUCGUUUGUCUUACAAAUCAGACAGCCGUAGUCAGCCACUAUAUUGGAGCAUACAUGUAUGCUUGAUCUGAUUUAUAGAGAAAGUCGAUGGGUAAAGUUGCCCCAUUAAUUGUCUUACAAUAUUACAAUUUAAAAUGCAACUAUGUCAAUUUGGCUUAUUACACUUCCCCCCUCUGUAACCCUAGAAACAACCAAUACAAGAAGCGUACUUCAAUUAUCUACUUCUAUCAAAGUCUUAAAUUGUACUUUAAUGACAUUGGAAUUAAUACAGGGGGUUAUAAAAUGUAAUAAAAAUGAACUCAAUUGAAA